AUGGCAAAUUCUGUUAGAAGGUUCUGCACCCUUAACAUUGGUGCUUUCAACUUCUUGAUACUCAGUGGCAACAUGCGGCUUCAGGAGGUGGCGGAGGAGUUAGGAUCCUUCCAAUUGCGGGUUGAUCGAACUUUAGAGGAGAUUCAACAAAAGUUCACCGAUCAUCAAAACCAAUUUCAGACCAUUAAUACUCAGAUUCAACAGAUGCAUGCGGUGAUUGUUGGAGGAGAUAUUCGAACGGGGGAGCAUGCACAACCGCGAGUUACUCCAGGAACUUCGAGUAAUGACAACAAUGGAGUAGUGCAUUCCAGGUAUGAUCCGAAUGACCCACGUAACAUCAUGAAAUCCAUCAAGAUCGAACUACCUUCCUUUAUGGGUACAGAUCCUGUUAGUUGGAUUUUUAGAACUGAGAUGUAUUUUGGAUUACAUCAAAUUCCUGAAUCCCUUAAGGUUCGUUUGGCUGGAAUGAAAAUGGAAGGAAUGGCUGGACCAUGGUUUCAAUGGCUUUUUAGUGGUGGUUCCAUUCAAUCGUGGGAGGAAUUGAAGAGUGCUGUGAAGCAUCGAUUUGGAGGCAUAGCUUAUACUGACUUGCGUGGGGUUUUGUCCAAGCUCACUCAAGUGGGAACCCUUAGUGAAUACAUUCGGGACUUUGAAGCUUUGAUCAAUCAAGUAACAGAUUUUUCUGAUGAGGUUUUAAUGUCUUUUUUUGUUUCUGGUUUAUUUCCAGACUUAAAAAGGGGCAUUCAACUUCAUAAACCAACCUCUCUUCACCAAGCAAUGCAGUUAGCUAUGACUUAUGAGGCUCAUUUUGCUGAAUUAAGAGGCUCAUUUUCAUCCUAUAAUAAGAAGUUUACUCCCAAACCUAUAUCUAUCGUGGAGCAGUGCAAUGCUACUAUUCCUCAGGUGAAGCCAAUGGUAUCCACUUUACCAGCCUUGCCUUCUAAUGUGCCUGUUAAGAAAGUGUCACAAGAAUAUUUACAAAAAAGAAGGGAUAUGGGACUUUGCUACACAUGUGAUGAGAAAUGGAAUUCUAAACAUCGUUGCAAGGCUAGGAUGAUGAUGUUGGUGGGAGAUUUUGAUGAGGCUGAAACAGAAUUGGAGGAACAGAUUGUCUGGCAACCUGACCAAGGUCCACAAGAGAUUCUGGAUGCAGCCCUCCAUUCCAUGGGCAGUGAUUUGAAUCCCAGGGCUUUGCAAUUCCACAUUUCUAUUGGCUCAAGGUUAGUCACCAUCCUUAUUGAUUCAGGCAGUACGCAUAAUUUUGUGCAAAAGAAUAUUGCUGAGGAAUUAGGCUUGCCAAUGAUCAAGGUUCCUAGGAUGCGGGUUUUUUUGGGCAAUGGAGAAUUUCUAACUUGUGAGAGGAAGUGUCCAUCUAUUUCUCUUAAUAUACAGGGACAGGUAUUUGUAGUUGAUUUGUGGGUAAUUGAGCUAACCCAAUUGGGAAUUGUAUUGGGAAUUUGUUGGCUGAGUUCCUUGGGCAGGGUGAUCCAUGAUUAUAGUGAGAUGUCCAUGGAAUUUGUUUGGAAUCACAAACGAAUCAUAUUAGUGGGAGAAAACAAGAAUGAGGAUUCCAAGAGUCGGGAGGGGAUAUGUAAUGCAUUAACAGCAGCUGUUGUUUCCGCUGAUUCCUCAGCACAUCAAUUGCCUGAGCUUCUUUUACUACAGGAUCAAGUACCCUCUGCUGUUUGGCACGUUUUGAUGCAAUACCAAUCUGUAUUCCAAUUGCCACAGGGCCUCCCUCCUUCAAGAGCUUGUGAUCAUGCAAUUCACCUUGUUGAAGGAGCAAAACUGUUAGUGUGA
Messenger RNA from Gastrolobium bilobum, 1800 nucleotides. RefSeq lists its product as uncharacterized. NCBI's taxonomy places the organism in Eukaryota, Viridiplantae, Streptophyta, Magnoliopsida, Fabales, Fabaceae. Bases 1 to 1800 code for a protein of 599 amino acids. The record is from RefSeq and is a predicted model, not a curated record. The transcript is spliced from 2 exons.